Polyodon spathula (Mississippi paddlefish) is the source of this 2982-nucleotide messenger RNA. Its product is annotated as progressive ankylosis protein homolog B. Gene Ontology annotation, biological process: phosphate ion transmembrane transport. Gene Ontology annotation, molecular function: phosphate transmembrane transporter activity. The transcript is spliced from 12 exons. Lineage: Eukaryota; Metazoa; Chordata; Actinopteri; Acipenseriformes; Polyodontidae. The record is from RefSeq and is a predicted model, not a curated record. Gene Ontology annotation, cellular component: membrane. The coding region runs from base 394 to 1884 and encodes 496 amino acids.
UUUAAGAGAUGAUCGUCCAAGGAGAGUCGCUUACUGUAUGAUCUUCCUGAUCUGACUCAGUAGCAGCAGUCGACUGUGCUGAAAAUGCCGGUUCUCUAAACUGCACAAGAGAAGGACGUUGCGGCUAAGUCAUAUUGUUUUUUUUUCCAGUCUGUUUGUAUUUUUGUUCCUCCCGGUGAACAAUGGAAAAGCUGUCAGCAGAAAUUUCUGGUGUCCCUCCUCUUUUCCAGUGCGGUAGAUCAUUGUUUUUGAUGCUGUUGUUGUGUAGGAGUGCAGGGAUGGAUCUGAUCUUUUUGGAUUUCUGCUAGAAAACACGCAGAGGACCUGCACUAUAUUAUUCUAUUUGCCUUGUUCAACAGCAGAUGCAUUUGGAGUUGCCAUUCAAGCAGAACUAUGGUGAAAUUACCAGCACUCACACAUUACUGGCCUCUCAUCCGCUUUCUGGUACCUCUGGCAAUUACAAAUAUAGCCAUUGACCUCGGUGAACAGGCUUUGAAUAGGGGCAUUGCAGCUGUUAAAGAAGAUGCAAUCGAGAUGCUGGCCAGUUAUGGGCUUGCCUAUUCCUUGAUGAAAUUCUUCACGGGUCCAAUGAGCGAUUUCAAGAACGUGGGCCUCGUAUUUGUGAACAGCAAGCGGGACCGCAACAAGGCUGUCCUCUGCAUGGUCGCAGCUGGCACUGUGGCCAUAGUUUUUCAUACACUCAUAGCUUAUACGGACCUGGGGUAUUACAUCAUUAAUAAACUUCAUCAUGUAGAUGAUUCAGUGGGGAAUAAAACUAGAAAGGCCUUUCUGUAUUUGGCUGCCUUCCCCCUGCUAGAUGCUAUGGCCUGGACUCAUGCUGGCAUUUUGCUGAAACACAAGUUCAGUUUUCUAGUGGGAUGUGCCUCUGUCUCUGAUGUCAUAGCUCAGAUUGCUUUUGUAGCCAUUUUGCUUCACAGUCAUCUCGAGUGCCUGGAGCCUCUUCUCAUCCCUAUACUGUCCCUCUAUAUGGGAGCCUUGGUGCGCUUCACCAUCGUGGGCCUCGGCUACUACAGGAACAUCCAUGACACAAUCCCUGACAGCUGUGGGCCUGAAGUUGGGGGAGAUGCCACAUUCAAAAAGAUGCUAAACUUCUGGUGGCCAUUGGCAUUAAUCCUUGCUACACAGAGAAUAAGCAGACCCAUUGUCAAUCUCUUUGUAUCUCGUGAUCUUAAGGGAAGCUCAGCAGCCACAGAGGCUGUAGCGGUCCUGACAGCAACAUACCCAGUGGGUCACCUGCCCUAUGGCUGGCUAACAGAGCUGAGAGCCGUCUAUCCUGCAUUUGACAAGAAUAAUCCCAGCAAUAAACUGGUGAACAAUGGAAUAACUGUCACCAAGGCACACAUCAAGAAGUUCACCUUUUUCUGUCUGGCGCUCUCAGUGACACUGUGCUUUUUGGUGUUCUGGACCCCGCACGUUUCUGAGAAGAUCCUGGUGGAUAUUAUUGCGGUGGACCUCGCUUUCGCUGAACUCUGUGUUGUUCCUCUUCGUAUCUUCUCUUUUUUCCCAAUACCAGUCACUAUGCGAGCACACCUAACCGGCUGGUUGAUGACACUGAAGAAGACCUUUGUACUGGCGCCCAGUUCAGUCCUGCGGAUCAUUGUUCUCAUCACCAGCCUCAUUGUGCUACCUUAUGUGGGGGUUCAUGGAGCCACUCUGGGUGUUGGUUCCCUGCUAGCUGGUUUCUUGGGGGAAUCCACCAUGGUAGCAGUAGCAGCCUUCUAUGUAUAUCGGAAACAGAAGAAGAAGAAGGACGAUAGCGAUGAUGAGACAGCAGUGGAGGGAGAAGACUCGGCUCCAAUGAAUCAAGUCGGGGCCAGUGAGGAAACUGAUGACAUUGUGGAGCUGAGGGAGGAGGACGAAUAAAGAGAGGAGGGGGAGAGCAGACUGCAGGAACAGUCUGAACUUGCUUCUGCCACCGCCCGCUUUCUCUCCCCCAGCUCAACGUUGCUCAAGUCCCAUUUCUGUUUGCGUACAGUGGAGUGCUUGCCAGGGGGGAUACAGCGAGAGGCCUUUGCUUGCAUGAGGUGGCUGCGUGUUCCAUCAAUUUCCCUUGCUGAUGAGAGCCGUGAACAGGCCACAGUACACCCCCCCUCCUCAGAGUAGCUUCCAGCGGAUACUGUCUUCACAAGACAGAAAAGAUGAUACCUGUACCAAAGCACUGUCAUUCAUCCACCUUUACAUUUCUCUUGUCUGCUGUUAUUUUGCGCUGCCGUCCUAUACUUUUAUGAAAACACAAAAAAACUGCAAGUGUAAAACUUUAUAUCAUAUCUUAGUUGCUUGAAAAAAAGACUUCUGAUCUUGAAUGUAGAAGAAAAAAGAAAUGCAUUGAGGUCUCUAUAUAGACCUGUGCGCUUUUAUUUGCCAUAGUGCUACUAAUUACCAGUUGAGCUGUAAUUGGUAAAAAACUGGCAUAGCAGUUAGAAUGAGGCUUAUUUUUCAUUUUUAUUUAAGUACCAAACUCAUUUUCUGAAACCAUCAGUAUUUAAAAACUUGGGUGUGCAGGGUUUGUGCUUAACUUAAAUUACAUUUAAAGGGAGUUUUUAAAUAAUAUAGUGGUUAAAAAGUUGUAAGUGUUUAAGUAUUGUUAAUGGUUUAUUUUGUAAGGCUGAGAUGUAAAUGCAAUGCCCGGGGUCAGACAGCCAAGUGUUGGCUGCUUGACUUUUUAUCAUGUUUGUCAGCACAAGUUUCUUGAAUCUGAGAAUCUAUUUUUUUAAUAGAUAUAACAUUAAGCUGUCACUUGUUAAAACACACAUUUACAGCUUAGGAAUGCCCCUGAACUCAUAAAGUAGCCAAAGCAUCUAAAUGUGUUAUUAUACACUUGUGGCAUACAAGUGUAUUUCAUAUCCCUGUGUCUACCGCACACUGUGGGCAUUAACGUCUAGAUGUAACUUUGCUUUGGUGGUUUCAAGACGGAAAGAGUUUAUGUCCCUGUGCUUAGAAAUAAAGAGUCUAAAUGAAAAA